GUUUUGGCAGCAGGUCAGGAAGCCUCACUGGAAAUGCAGCAGCUCUGUCUGCCUGCUGUAGGGCAUGGACUAAAGGUCUCUGAACAUGCUGAAGCCCCUCUGCAGGACCUUCCUUUCAGGCACUUUUGAUCAGGGAUCUCCUGUGCCUCUGGGUUCGUUGUGCUGCCCUCGAAAGGGUAUUGUUUGCUUAUUCUUUGCUGGUCUCUAGCACUGGAAGAGAACCACUCAGGUGUCCCCUCUCUGCGUUAGCGAGGCACUAGGUGGUGACACCUGCGCUGCUCACUCAGCCUACCUCCUGAGCUCUGUGUCCUUUGGCUGUGAACACCCUGAGCCUUGUCUUGGAGAGCUGCAACUGCUGGAGAUCUUGGAAGCCUUUUCUGCAGGGGAUUAGUUCUGUCCUCCACCGUUUCCUGCUGGCUGGAACAGGGUGUCCAUUGCACGAGCUUCUCUUUCACUAGCAAACACUUAAGGUCUUGAAUUUAAGUUGCAGACACCACAAUUCUCAGCCUGCUGCACCUGCACAGCUCCUGGUGUGGCUGGCACCCUCUGAGCCUCUUGCAAUCCUCCAACGUGUGCUGCUGUAAAGCUGAAGGGUGACUUACUGCAGGAGCACAAAGAGCGAGCAGAAAUGCGUCACAGGAUGGAGGACGAGGCAGUGCUGGAUAGAGGGGCUUCCUUCCUUAAACAUGUGUGUGAUGAAGAAGAAGUGGAAGGUCACCACACGAUUUACAUCGGGGUCCACGUGCCCAAGAGCUACAGGAGGAGGAGGCGUCACAGGAGAAGACCUGGGCACAAAGAAAAGAAGGAAAAGGAGAAAAUCUCUGAGAACUACUCAGACAAAUCAGAUGUGGAAAACGCUGAUGAGACCAGCAGCAGCAUCCUCAAGCCACUCAUCUCCCCUGCUGCCGAGCGCAUCCGCUUCAUCCUGGGAGAGGAAGAUGACAGCCCCGCGCCCCCGCAGCUCUUCACCGAGCUGGACGAGCUCCUGGCCAUCGAUGGGCAAGAGAUGGAGUGGAAGGAGACUGCCAGGUGGAUCAAGUUUGAAGAGAAGGUAGAACAAGGUGGGGAGAGAUGGAGCAAGCCUCAUGUGGCCACCUUGUCCCUGCACAGCUUGUUUGAGCUGAGGACGUGCAUAGAGAAGGGCUCCAUAAUGCUGGAUAUUGAAGCCUCUUCUCUCCCACAGGUGGUGGAAAUGAUUGUUGACAAUCAGAUCGAGACAGGCCUGCUGAAAUCCGAGCUGAAGGACAAGGUCACCUACACCCUGCUCAGGAAGCACCGACACCAGACCAAGAAGUCCAACCUGCGCUCCUUGGCCGACAUUGGAAAGACAGUCUCCAGUGCAAGUAGGAUGUUUACCAACCCUGAUAAUGCACGCAGCCCUCUGGAGAGCUCAGUGCCCUGCCUGGCCACCCGCACGGCCGAUGAUGAGAUCCAGGUGCAGCGCAGCCCCAGCGUGGGAUGGCUCAGCAGCCCUGCCAUGGCUCACAGAAACCUGACUUCCACCAGCCUCAAUGACAUCUCUGACAAGCCUGAGAAGGAUCAGCUGAAGAACAAGUUCAUGAAGAAGCUGCCCCGUGAUGCUGAGGCCUCCAACGUGCUGGUUGGAGAGGUGGACUUCCUGGAGAGCCCUUUCAUUGCCUUCGUCCGGCUGCAGCAGGCUGUCAUGCUGGGUGCUCUGACUGAAGUCCCUGUACCCACCAGGUUCCUCUUCAUCCUGCUGGGACCGAAGGGCAAAGCCAAGUCCUACCACGAGAUCGGGCGAGCCAUCGCCACGCUGAUGUCGGAUGAGGUUUUCCAUGACAUUGCCUACAAAGCCAAGGACCGACAGGACCUGAUCGCUGGCAUCGAUGAGUUUCUGGAUGAAGUCAUUGUGCUCCCCCCUGGAGAAUGGGAUCCAGCCAUCAGGAUAGAGCCCCCCAAGUCUCUGCCUUCUUCAGAUAAAAGGAAAAACAUGUACUCUGGUGGAGAGAACCUGCAGAUGAAUGGAGACACACCUCAUGAUGGAGGGCAUGGAGGUGGUGGCCAUGGGGACUGUGAAGAGCUGCAAAGGACUGGCAGGUUCUGUGGGGGCUUGAUCAAAGACAUCAAGAGGAAAGCUCCAUUCUUCGCCAGCGACUUCCUGGACGCUUUGAACAUCCAGGCCCUCUCAGCCAUCCUCUUCAUCUACCUGGCCACGGUCACCAAUGCCAUCACCUUUGGAGGCCUGCUUGGUGAUGCCACAGAGAACAUGCAGGGUGUGCUGGAGAGCUUCCUGGGCACAGCAGUCACUGGUGCCAUCUUCUGCCUUUUUGCUGGCCAGCCACUCACCAUCCUCAGCAGCACAGGACCUGUCCUUGUCUUUGAAAGGCUGCUCUUCAACUUCAGCAGGGACAACGACUUCGACUACCUGGAGUUCCGCCUGUGGAUCGGCCUCUGGUCAGCCUUCCAGUGUCUCCUCCUGGUGGCCACCGACGCCAGCUUCCUGGUCAAGUACUUCACUCGCUUCACCGAGGAAGGCUUCUCCUCCCUCAUCAGCUUCAUCUUCAUUUAUGAUGCUUUCAAGAAGAUGAUCAAGCUGGCAGAUCAUUACCCCAUCAACUCCCAGUUCAAGGUGGACUACAUCACGCAUUACUCUUGUGCCUGUGAACCAUUAGAGCCAGUCAAUGGCUCCUUACUCAACGGGACCGCUGAGCUGCCCUACUCCUCUGAGCUGUACAACUCCACCUUGGAUUGGUCAUCUCUGACAACAAAGGAGUGCUUGAAGUAUGGAGGACAGCUUGUGGGCAACAACUGCCACUAUGUCCCUGACAUCACCCUCAUGUCCUUCAUCCUCUUCUUUGGCACUUACACCUGCUCCAUGGCCCUGAAGAAGUUCAAGACCAGUCGCUAUUUCCCAACCACUGCCCGCAAGCUCAUCAGUGACUUUGCCAUUAUCUUGUCCAUUUUGAUUUUCUGUGGAAUAGAUGCCCUGGUGGGUGUGGACACACCAAAACUCAUUGUGCCAAGUGAAUUCAAGCCAACCAGUCCUGAGAGGGGUUGGUUUAUCCCACCUUUUGGAGGGAACCCAUGGUGGGUGUACCUGGCUGCAGCCAUCCCUGCACUCCUGGUGACCAUCCUCAUCUUCAUGGACCAGCAGAUCACAGCUGUCAUUGUCAACAGGAAGGAGCACAAGCUCAAGAAAGGUGCUGGCUACCAUCUGGAUCUGUUCUGGGUGGCCAUUCUGAUGAUUGUGUGCUCCUUCAUGGGCCUGCCCUGGUACGUGGCCGCCACCGUCAUCUCCAUCGCUCACAUUGACAGCUUGAAGAUGGAGACAGAAACUUCAGCCCCUGGAGAGCAGCCCAAGUUUUUGGGAGUGAGGGAGCAGAGAGUCACUGGGAUUAUCGUCUUCAUCCUGACCGGCGUGUCUGUCUUCAUGGCCCCCAUCCUGAAGUUCAUCCCCAUGCCGGUGCUCUACGGUGUCUUCCUCUACAUGGGCGUCGCUUCCCUCAACGGUGUGCAGUUCAUGGAUCGUCUGAAGCUGCUCUUGAUGCCUCUGAAGCACCAGCCUGACUUCAUCUACCUGCGCCACGUCCCGCUGCGCAGGGUCCACCUCUUCACCUUCCUGCAGGUGGUGUGCCUGGCCCUCCUCUGGAUCCUCAAGUCCACUGUGGCUGCUAUCAUAUUCCCUGUCAUGAUCCUGGCACUGGUGGCAGUCAGAAAAGCCAUGGACUACCUCUUCUCCCAGCACGACUUGAGCUUUCUUGAUGACGUCAUUCCAGAAAAGGACAAGAAGAAGAAAGAGGAUGAGAAAAAGAAGAAGAAGAAGAAGGGCAGUGUGGACAGUGACAAUGAUGAUUCUGACUGCCCUUACUCAGAAAAAGUCCCAAGUAUUAAAAUCCCAAUGGACAUCAUGGAGCAGGAACCUUUCCUAAGUGAUAGCAAACCUGCUGACAGAGAAAAGUCACCAACAUUCCUUGAGCGCCAUACGUCGUGCUGAUACAAUUCCUUUCCUUCAGUCACACACCAUGCCAAGCCCUCCACGAACUCCGGUCAAAGUUGUGCCUCAAAUUAGAAUAGAAGUGGAGCCUGCAGACCAUGGUUACUUCUGGAGGAGCAAGGGAAC
Messenger RNA from Pogoniulus pusillus (Red-fronted tinkerbird), 4081 nucleotides. It is a transcript of the gene SLC4A4, whose product is annotated as solute carrier family 4 member 4. The transcript is spliced from 28 exons. Lineage: Eukaryota; Metazoa; Chordata; Aves; Piciformes; Lybiidae. Gene Ontology annotation, molecular function: solute:inorganic anion antiporter activity; sodium:bicarbonate symporter activity; monoatomic anion transmembrane transporter activity. The record is from RefSeq and is a predicted model, not a curated record. Gene Ontology annotation, biological process: transmembrane transport; regulation of intracellular pH; bicarbonate transport. Gene Ontology annotation, cellular component: plasma membrane; basolateral plasma membrane. The coding region runs from base 629 to 3955 and encodes 1108 amino acids.